AGUUGGACACCACUCCGAAAUUUUAGGUGGUGCGCCAACAAUCUGGAGCAUGAAAAAGAGUAGUUAGCACUGCACCGACCUUGCGGCUGGACAAGUCAAUCAAUUUUGAAAUUUCUUACUACUUAAUUUGUUUGAAAUACCUCAGAAACCUGAAUACUCAUAUUUUUAUUUUUUUCAUGAAGAAUAUAUAUCGUAUAUAUUGAAUUUUCCACUAACACUUAGAGAAAUAACCUAGCAUUUUGGAAAUACAUUACUGUGUUUGAAAGAAAGAUAAAAAUUCUUUUGGCUGAUAACAUAUACAUUUUUGUUGAUGUUUUUUGAUUAAAAAUAACACUGUUUUUUAGGGAUCCAUAUCAUUUUUUUAUAAAAUACAUAAAUAAGUCAAUAGGGUUCUUGAUUGCUCUUUUCGUACAAUUAUUAUUAUAUCAAGUUUUGUGAUUUUCUAAUAAAUAGAUGAAAACAUACGAUGACCAAAAUUCUCCAUACAAAAGGUUUAUGUGCUCAGUAUUGUCUAAAAUUGGCGUGAGCAAUUUAUUGUUGAAAAUCUUAAAGUUUAGUGAUGUUUUUGCUUGAAAUGCAUGGCAUUUCAUUUGUACGUAUUCAUAAGAUGAAUCAUCAAAGGCUUUUCUCGUACUUGUCAUUUUUGUGUUUAAGCAAUUUAUUAAAAUGGCUGAACAUUUCAUGUGGUAAACUCAAAUAUCUGUGUAGACAUAAUUUUGUUGACACGUUAGAUGAAUAUGAUUUAAAAAUAAUGUAAUAUAUGAAGUGAGCCUACCUCACUUCCAUGCAGAAGUGGACGCACAACUAGCUACCGAGGUUCAAGUUUUCACAAAAGCAGGUUAGCAUUCCUUAAAAACAUGCUCUCCCUUUGAUCCAUAAUGCCUGUCACUGUUUCGAAUUUAUCUAGACACAUUUUAGUUUUUCAGUUCACUCGUUUCAGUGGUAAGUAAUAUUGUCGGAGGGUGUAAUAUUUUUUUUUCAGGAACCAUAUUAUUUGUUUUGGUACCAUUUUUUUUUUGAAAAGGAAGUACUGAACUCAUAGAAACAUCUUUAGUGAGAUAUUUGAAUAUUUUUAAUAAAGACAUGAACACAUCGCAAUUGCAAAAAUUCUUCACACAAAGAAAUUUAGAAUUCUUCAUUUUGUUGAACAUUAGCGAUGACAUAUUUCUAUAUGUUGAAAUUUGAUAAAAUUCAGUGCAUACUUCAAUACAUGGACCCUUUUUUACAAACAUAAAUACUUAUUAAUAAGGUGAAACAAAAUAAAAGGCUUUGCUUACACUUAAUCUUUUUUAAAUUGAAGCAAUUUCGUAAAACCCUGAACAUUUUAUUUGACACACAAAAAUUUUGCGGAGAAACAUGAAUAUUUUAUUAUAGGCUGAAAUCUUACUUGUUUUGCUAGAAAUUCUAUCAUAUUAGUUUAAUAUGGCUUAAUUUUUCUCUUUAUAAUUAUGAAUACAUCUCCUCUUGUGUUUCUGAUCUCUCGUUCUGAUCUCUCCUCUCGUUCGGACUUUGGUUGGUUUGGCGAGUGCAUGAAUUUUGAAAAGGGUAGUACUAAGCCGGCCGUUAGCCACUACUCUCUCUGCUUCAUACUACUUUGCAUAUAAGGAUUGGUCAAAGUCAAACUUUUCAGAGUUUGACCAAUUAGAUGUAAAAAUGUAUUAUUAUUCAGAAAAUCAAAAUAAUAUCAUUAUUACCGUAAUGAAUGUACUAUCAUAUCAUUUACACUUGAUUUUAUAUAUCUUGAUACUUGAUCAUGAUUAGUUGGUCAGAGAUUAAAAAGGUUGACUUUGACCAAAGCUUAUAUGCAGACUUAUAUGGAACUGAGGGAGUAUUCCGAAGUUCAAAUUCUGUCUUUGAAACAUCUUUGUAGUCUAAACCCAUCAGCCUAGACAAUUUUUGCUACUGCUCACUCAAAAAGAUGUCUACUGCCAAAUCAGCUAUCUUCAUGUUCCGUAAAUACAAUAGGGAGGAAGCAGAAUAGAUUCCAUUAGCUGUGUACUGCCAAAUCAAGCAAUCUUCAGGCUGUAUAAACACAAGGCUAUUGUUCUAGCCAUAACUUCUAAUUCAUGCCACGGAUCCAUCAUGAGAGGGAAAAGGUCCUUUUAAAAGGUGAUUUUCAGUUGCUCCCCAUUCCAUAUACACUCUAUUGGGCCGAGUUAGGUUACACACUAGAAAUGAAGAGCCCAAAUCAAGCUACAUUAGAAAUGAAGUAUUGAAGUGCGGUUGGCGCGAGAAACUGAAACAACCUGCAGGUGGACUGCACGUCUGUAUCUACAGCUAGAUGGGGAAAUGCAGCUGGUGUCGUAUUUGCAGUACUAAUUCAAAGUGUGCCAGUUCCAAUGUAUCCUAUCGCUUUACAAUUCGGCCGUUAGCCGCCGGCCAUUUUUAGGAUCUGUCCAAAACAAAUGGAUGAGAGAACCUUCCGGACGGGCCGAUCGAGGAGCAAUUGGCAUCUUUUCUUGCAACAAGGCAGUUUAGUUUAACACUUGUGUUCGGUUGGAUCCAAUCCAACAAACAAUAAGAUUAGCAAGUUCCAGCACUAGCAGCCUUAUAUAAUACCCCCACCACUGGCAAGCUCGAUCAACAUACGAGCAAGGAAGGCAAGGCAAUGCAAGCAAGUUUAGAAGCAGAGCAGAAGUAGCUAGUGACUACAUAUGGAGGUGGAGGCGCCGUGCAGUGGCGGCGCAGGUGAGAGCAGGUGGUCGCAGCUUGGAUCGUCGCUCGCAGUCCGCAACGUGCAGGCCUUAGCGGCGUCCGGCCCCGACGAGCUCAGCGCCGACGCGAUUCAACGGUACAUCCAGCCGGACAUCGAUGCGCACGCCGUUCUCGCCGAGCAUUCCGGCCAGGUUCCGGUGAUCGAUCUACGCAAGCUCCUGGACGCCGAGACCCUGGAAGCGGAGGCCGCCAAGCUUAAGUUUGCGUGCGAGGAGUGGGGCUUCUUUCAGGUCGUGAAUCAUGGAGUGCCAGACGAGGUCAUCGCCAAUAUAAAGAACAACAUUCACAGGUUCUUCGAGCUUCCCCUGGACGUGAAGAACGCCUACGCGCAGCGCCCAGGAGAUAUCCAAGGCUAUGGCCAAGCCUUUAUCCUCUCCCACGAUCAGAAGCUUGACUGGGCUGACAUGUUUGGGAUCUUCACCCAGCCAUCUCAGGCCCGUGAUAUGAGUUACUGGCCGAGUCAGCCUGGCACAUUCAGGAAUUCCAUCGAAGAAUACUCUUCCCAAUUAAUGAAACUAUCUCAUUCUAUUGUCACAUUCAUUGCCAAAACACUAGAUUUUGGUCCUGAAUUGAUGGCGGACAAAAAUGUUGGCCAAUUUCUAAGGAUGAACUACUACCCUCCAUGCACGUCAACACCAGAAAAGGUUUUAGGUUUCUCACCACAUUCAGAUGGAUCUUUUAUAACUAUACUACUAGAAGUUAAUUCGGUUCAAGGGCUACAAAUUAGAAGACACGGAGCAUGGGUCCCAGUGAAACCACAUCGUGAUGCGUUAUUGGUGAAUGUCGGUGACUUUCUUGAGAUUAUGUCGAAUGGGAGGUACAAGAGCAUUGAGCAUAGGGUCACUAUAAAUGCCAAUAAGGAGAGGCUAUCCAUAUCAGCAUUUCACGUCCCAAAGUAUGAUGGGAUAGUUUCACCGGUUCCGGGAAGUAUACAAGAGGAGGUGUUAUACAAGACAAUGACAGUAGAAGAGUAUGCAAGACUUUAUAUGUCAAAUAAACCUGAUGGAAAGAGCAACCUGGAUUAUGCAAAGUUGUCUUUAAUAUAAGGAUUCUUUACUAUAGAUUGUUCGUUCAAGAUAAACAUUCGUAAAGUAAAAUUUUAUGUUUGAGUGCAAUUUAUCUGUAUCUAUCAUUGAGAAUUUUCAAGGAUAAUUGUACUGGAAGUUUAAUUUUUUACUUCAAGUGUUUGAGGCCCUGCAAAUAUAAUGUUCCAUUUGGUUUAUUUGGUCUGUAGAAAAAUAAUUGCAUCUUGUACUA
Messenger RNA from Lolium perenne, 3972 nucleotides. RefSeq names its product 2-oxoglutarate-dependent dioxygenase 11. NCBI's taxonomy places the organism in Eukaryota, Viridiplantae, Streptophyta, Magnoliopsida, Poales, Poaceae. The record is from RefSeq and is a predicted model, not a curated record.